ACACCAAGAAAAAACCGUAAACGGAAGUGAACAAUACUUUCCAAGUUAGCGUUUUAUUGUUGUAUUUAGAUGUUUAUUAACACCCUAGAACUCAACAUAUGACUAAAUUAACUGCACAGCAUCACAUCCUUACCCAAGUUAGUGUUUAAUUGCGUUGGAAACAGGACUUAAAUUAUAGGUUUUAUAUAAGUAAAGCUAGCUAGCGGUUAACGCUAACAAUGGCUAACUGUAUGGUUUUUCACACUCAAAUAGCCUCCAUUAUGGAGGUGCUAGCGAAUGCAGCCGUGGCAGACAUCUGUAAACUCGUAGACGACGACUAUGCAGUGUUUCGUUUGGAAAUAACUCAAAGCCAGAAAGAAAACGGGGCACUGAGGAGGAAACUACAGCUACUGGAAAUGAAGGUGGCACGGGAGCGCGCAGAGAGGACAACGAUGCGAGAGCGCAUCGUCCCAGGGAGUACUACGAGUAGUGUCAAGAUCUUGGACCGAUACAGAGGAAUGGCAAGAGGUGAAGGACAUCUCACUGGAGGCCACAGGAUCUCUGUGAAGCCAGCAGGACACAAUACAUGGAGAGAUGACCAACCAAUCACUGUUGAUGAGGGGAGUGGAAUCUCAACCCAGCAUGUUAUCAUGAUAGAGUCUGCAGAUGCAGAAGCUGCUGGUCCUGGGGUCAAGCUGGAGAGGUCUGAAGGAGAGGAUGACCCACGACACAGCAGAGACAUCCAGACUGGAGCGCCCCCUGUAGCCACGGAUGAUUCCACCAUUUCCCCAGCGCAGCACAGGACCCGACGUAGCAUCACGGAGGUCAGUGGAACGCCGAACACCGUACUCAAGUCAGAGACCGACACAGAGACUUUAAUGGGGCUGGGGCAACUGGGCUGUCCUGCUCCCCGCUCUGAGAAUUUACUUUACGGUAACCCGAGCCCGGUUCUAUCCCAUCAGGACUCAGGUGAUGCAUUACAGACUGGCAAUGAUCCGUCCUGUUCAUACGCUACAGAGACUGAGAUGAUACCUGGUGACACAUCUGUGGACUUAGAUACACAGACUAAUCCAAUGAGAGGUGACUGGAACCGGUACAGUAGUAGUGUAUACUCUGAAGGGUGCCUAAAUAAGAAACGGGAGGUUAUAGUCUUAGAUGACAUGAUUGUGAAAGUGGAGGACGACACUCCUCUGACAUGGAAUGCAAACGAAACUCACUUAGGAGGACACUCGCAGGGCAACACCAGUGACUUCUUAGACUACAGGGAAAGCUUAGAGACAAAUUCAAAUGUCGCAACCCACUCCCCUUUACAUGCAUUCAGGGAUCACGACACAGUGUCUACGUCAAUGGGGCCUUCCGAUUCACAUGGCCGGGUCCUUUUCGAUCAGGUAUUGAACUCAAACGACAGGGCUAGAGCCAAGGCUCAGGGAGGGCGAGCCACAUCAGGCAAUAGUAAAGAGAAACGGUUCCUCUGCAUGUUCUGUCACAAAGGCUUCAGUUGCCUCCAGAAGGUGGAGAGUCACCAGAGGGUCCACACAGGGGAGAAAUCCUUCAGCUGUACCCAGUGUGAGAAGAGGUUCUCCCACCAGCACCACCUGAAGAGGCACCAGAGGGUCCACACAGGGGAGAAACCCUACAGCUGCCCCCAGUGUGAGAAGAGGUUCUCCCGCCAGGACCAGCUGAAGAUGCACCUGAAGGUCCACACGGGAGAAAGGCCAUUCGCCUGUACACACUGCGGGAAAAGGUUCUCAGAGAGGAGCUACCUUAGGACACACCAGCAGAAAAACCAUUCCACUCUAUAACAUAGAAAAUAACCAUUCCACUCGAUAGCUUCUGACAUUUAGAUCAAACCCUGCAUUAAAGACAAAAGAUUCAUUUUCAUUGUCGCCAUCAGAAAAGAUUCACAGAUGCAUUUGGAAUAACAAGAGUAACAGAUUUCAGUGUUGAAUGUUCCUCGGUAGAAUAUUGCAUCCAGACAUUGUGAUAUAUACACUGCUCAAAAAAAUAAAGGGAACACUAAAAUAACACAUCCUAGAUCUGAAUGAAUUAAAUAUUUUUAUUAAAUACUUUUGUCU
Messenger RNA from Oncorhynchus kisutch (coho salmon), 2054 nucleotides. RefSeq names its product zinc finger protein 112-like. NCBI's taxonomy places the organism in Eukaryota, Metazoa, Chordata, Actinopteri, Salmoniformes, Salmonidae. The transcript has 3 exons. Gene Ontology annotation, biological process: regulation of gene expression. Gene Ontology annotation, cellular component: nucleus. The record is from RefSeq and is a predicted model, not a curated record. The coding region runs from base 219 to 1781 and encodes 520 amino acids.